AUGGGUAGCAAUCUGUGUACUCAUUUCACGAAAACAGUCGAACCAGAGCUGUGUUCCAAAUUGAUCGACUUUAUUGUUCACAGACUUGGGGCAACCAUAUGUAUUUCAGUUUUCUUUGCCAGCCAGCAGCACAGGACUCUGGAUGAUUGUUUAGGACUGGAUAUGUCGAAGCUCCUUCACCAGUCAGAGAUUUUAUGUUGUCAGAAAGAGCCCAAGGAGCAUCGGCAGCAGAACCAAGACGAUUAG
Molecule: messenger RNA, 246 nt
Organism: Ascoidea rubescens DSM 1968
Lineage: Eukaryota; Fungi; Ascomycota; Saccharomycetes; Ascoideales; Ascoideaceae
Exons: 1
Coding region: 1-246 (81 amino acids)
Source: RefSeq, a predicted model, not a curated record